This is a messenger RNA of Amphibalanus amphitrite, 2997 nucleotides long. RefSeq names its product thiamin pyrophosphokinase 1-like. Bases 1433 to 2317 code for a protein of 294 amino acids. Gene Ontology annotation, biological process: thiamine diphosphate biosynthetic process; thiamine metabolic process. The transcript has 2 exons. The record is from RefSeq and is a predicted model, not a curated record. NCBI's taxonomy places the organism in Eukaryota, Metazoa, Arthropoda, Thecostraca, Balanomorpha, Balanidae. Gene Ontology annotation, molecular function: ATP binding; thiamine binding; thiamine diphosphokinase activity.
CACAAAAGAAGAAAGCAUUCAACUUUUCUAUGAGCAUAAAGAAGAACAUAAAGACUAUGCAUACAUAUAUACAGAUGGUUCAGUUUGUGACGGGAGGACGGCAGCCGCUGUCACAUCUGACCAUCAUAACAAAACAAGUAGGCUACACGACGACCAUAGCAUAUUUAGUGCUGAGUUGAUAGCCAUUCACUCAGCACUCAAAUAUGUCUCAUCGAAAAACAUAGAAAAGGCUGUGAUCUGCACAGACUCAGCUUCAUCGGUAAAGGCAAUAGCUCACAGAAAAAUGGAAAAAAACGAAAUCGUUUAUAAAAUAAAAAAGAUGAUUAUUGGCUUUACCGAUGAAAACAAACACGUCAUUCUCCUGUGGAUUCCGUCCCACGUUGGAAUACAGGGGAAUGAAAAAGCGGACAAGCUAGCCAAAGAAGGUCUUCAUCUCCCAUCUCGAAAUCAUCUCGCUCUCCCCCUUCCGGAUUUUCUGUCUUCGCUCUUCCGUGCCUUCCAGAGAUACCGCCAAAAAUGCUGGAUAGAUGAUCAUACACCACAUCUCUUCUCCAUUAAACCGAAACUUUGCCAUUUCUACUCUUCCCAUCAAAACACAAGGAUCAAAGAGAGAGUCCUAGCCAGGCUCCGGCUCGGCCACACACAACUCACCCACAACUACAUCCUGGACAGAGCACCUCCACCCAUAUGUCACCACUGCCGCGACCACCCACGCUACACCAUCUCACACUUCCUCCUCCACUGCCCACACCUACACCAACACCGCAGACAUAUAGUGCAAUACAUUAACACACAUGGACUCUCUCUCGACCUUCCGACUCUCCUGGGCGACACUCAUCCGGAUAUCCACGACCUUCUGUUCGUCUUUCUCGCCGACGCUCGGAUCAUCAAGAGCCUUUAGCGUGUUAGGGCCGCGGCUGCCGCCCCUAAAACGCUAAUCAGAGCCCUCGUCUCCCGGCUCACCCCCAAACUCACACAUUAAUUAAUCGCGGUUACAGGGCUUUUUCCCUCGCGCCGUUUUGGCUUAGGUGCGAGGUUUUUGCCCUUUGCGUUAGGCGUCGGGUUUUUUAUUAUUUAGGACUUUUUCUCCCGACCAUUACACCCCACAACAAGGCCCCGCCGGGGGGCUGGAGCCUAGAAGGUCUUAUACCUUCUGUCAGUGCGAUGAAAGCUUCCCGGCUCGAUUACACUGACACCAGCUCACAAGUGUUCAUGUCUAUUAUGUAUUGUUAAUAAAAGUCAUUCCCACUGUUGUGUUUGCGACUCCAGACAUCUCGGCUCUUUGGCUAUACACGUAAGUACCUCCCUUAGCUUUGAUUCCACAUUAAGAUAGGAUCCCACGUUGUUUUUGCUACCGGGUUCACAUAAACCGGUUUAACGUAAGACUUGCUGCCCGGCGAAAAUUGCCGGAGUAACUGCCCCCUGCUCGGGUAUGGCACUAGGCCGACCGAGCAAAAAAAAAAAAAAAAAGCAAUGUGGGCGGGGACGGCGGGGGAUAUCCGGUGCGGUGCAGAGUAAAGAUCCGGUCAUCAGAGUGCUUGGAAUUGGCAUGUCGACGAACGACGCGGAGAAAACCGCAAGGGUCUGGCGCCCCGUCGAAGUCCUUACGUACUUGGGCGCCCCUGGCGGAGCAGAGUACGCCUGCCUGCUUCUGAACCGUCCCGUAGAUGGCAGGGAGGUGGAGGUUUCGCGCGUUUGGAACCGCGCGAGCCUUCGCUUGUCUGUGGACGGCGGAACAAACGUGCUCAGGAAAUUAAUAGAGGAUCGGGACAAGCUCGCGCUGGAAGCCGCCAAACUGCCGGAUUUCAUAACGGGGGAUUUCGAUUCAAUCACGGACGAGACACGGGCGUUCUUUAGCGGGUGUCGUUUCAUCGCGACACCGGAUCAAGACGAGACGGACUUCACCAAGGCGCUGCGAGUGGCGGCGGAGCGCGGCCCGGCUCACCUGGCCUGGGUGACCGUGGUGGCGGAGAACACUGGCCGCAUUGACCAGGUGCUGGCCAACAUCAACACGCUGUUCACGGCGCGCACGCUGCUGGCGGCGCCCGUCUACCUACUGGCGGCCGAGUCGCUGUCGUUCCUGCUGCCGCCGGGCCGCCACGAGAUCCACCUGCCGCCCGAGCUGCGCUCCGACUGGUGCUCGCUGGUGCCGGUGGGCGCGCCGGCGGCGGCCGUCACCACCAGCGGUCUCCAAUGGGACCUGGCCGGACAACCGAUGGCGUUCGGCCAGCUGAUCAGCACCUCCAACCGGCCCGUCAGCGAACUGGUCACGGUGGACACCUCCGAGCCGCUGCUGUUCUCCGUGGCCCUUCCCUGACCGCGCGGAGCCCGGCCGACCGCCGCCCACCCGGCUGUCCCCGGGUGGGCGGGGUGACCCGACCCCGGCCGGUCGUCCCUGUAGUGUUACUCACCAUGUAAACUCGAGGAACGUGCUGUCCCAUAUAAUUGCAGGGGACGUAGUGAUUUGUAAAUUAAACUAGUCAUUUACAGCGUAACCAUCACUCGAUGGGAUUCAUUAUGAACUCGAUUUGAGGUGUGAUUGUUCGGUGAUCUCGCUUAUGUACGACAUAUCGUGCGUUAUCGUUCGCAGGGGCUGUUAUUGAGUCGUACUUAAUUGAAAGUUGCGCAACAUGCCGUUUACUGUGUAGUCUUCCGUUUAAAUUGUUAAGGAAUUCGGAUGCUUUGAUAAUUGUAUUUUGAAGUGUGCAUAACGUGACUUUGAUAAAAGCAUGUUAUUCAUAAUCAUGUACGUAUCAUUCGUGCCCACUCAUAUACAGGCCGGCAUCUAGCGAGUAAAAUUCACUUCAGUAAACGCCAGUCGUUCUGCUCAAUCGUUCGCCGUGUCUUACGAUGGCAAUGAAGCUGAUUUAAUGGUAUGUCGGCAACUGAUAUAGGGUACCCACGUACCUAUUCGAGAGCUGCUUUGCUUGCCAUUGGUUGAUUUCGGAAUGAUAUGUUGCAUGAUUGAGGCAAAGAAUAAACGGUCUGGUCGCUUGA